CAGUAGCCUUCACGCCUUUUGCAACAUGGGAAAGAAAAGAACUCCUGGCCGAAGAAGAGAAGUUGUUGAUCACUCUGGUGACUAUGACAAUAGAACAGAAGGAAAGAUCAACGCAAUCAACACCUGGAACGAUAUAGAACAUGACGAGGAAGAUCAAUUUCAUGAAGAUCGUGAAAAAGUUUUGCUCGGCUACGAGAAGCAAAUGCGUGGAGACGAUCAAGAUUCCGAAAUGAGCGAGCAAGAAGUUUAUGGACUCGAAGGUGUCGACUCUGACGAUGAAGAAGACCAAAACGACUAUCAAUCUGACGACGAUGACGAAAAGGACGAGGAAGAAGAAAAGGAGUCGGAAUCAUGGGGUCAAAGCAAAAAGUCCUACUAUGAUGCAGACGAAGGUUCUGAUUUAGAGGAAAUGCGCGAAGAAGAACAAGAAGCCAUUCGAUUGCAGAAGAAAAGAAUAGAAGCUAUGGACGAAGAAGACUUCGUCGAAGCUGGAUGGGGUGGUGUGUCAUUGGAGAAGGAUGAUGACGAAGACAGAAAGCUCGUUGAGAGUGUCAACAAAGAUUUGGAAGAUAUUACCUUCUCCAAUGACAUUGAAUCUGAACGGAUAUCAAAACGUUUAAGAUCUAAUAUGCCUACAACCGAAGUGCUGAAGAUUCUACAAAACGAGUCGCCUGAACUUGUGGAACUCUUGAGUGAAUUCAAGGAUAGGCUCUCUACCAUUAAAGAACUUGCACCUGUUAUCACAACUCUCCAACAGGUCACAGACUCUAAAAACAAGGCAGUUGAAUUCUUCAAGUUCAAAUACCACUUGAUCCUCAACUAUUUGACCAACAUUGCGUUCUACUUGUGCCUCAAGGCGUCGGGAGCAUCAAAUAUUCGUGAUCACCCAGUCAUUGGUAGCUUGGUAGAGUUGCGUACCUCCAUUGAGAAAGCGGAAGCUAUCGAGAAGAAGUUGAACAUGGAAAAGCAAAUCAGUCACGUUACCAAGCAGCUUGAAGAACUGGAUACUGCACCAAAGAAGGCAGUGAACAAGAAUGGAAAGAUUAAUGGCAAGGCUCCUAAAAAGACAGCGAAGCCAGUGGAGACUGCCGAGCAGCAUCCAGAAGAAAGCGAUGAUGAAUCUGAGAUUGAGGAAGAUCACAUUGAUGUACCUAUGAUCGAAGAGGAAUUCAAGAGCAUGAAGAAGGCAAACAAAAAGCGAAAACGUCAAAUUGCGAAUGACGAUUUCCAAGAUUUGGAUGCGCUUGACACUGUUGAUAUUGAAGAUAAGGCUGCCAAAAAGAGAAGCUUGAGAGAUUAUGUAGCCAAGAUCGACACAAAACAACAAAAGCGAAAUGCUAAAUAUCAAGGUGAUUCUGAUAUCCCGUACAAGGAUCGUGCCAAGCGAGACCAGAAGGGUGUUGCCCAGCCACAGGAUAACAGUGCCGACCUGGACGAUGCUGACUGGGACGAUACUGAUGUCCAACGGGCUCAAGGCAAUGCAGAAGAUGAGAACGAUGAUCUUUAUGAACAGGUCAAGGCGAAGAAGGCAGCAUUGAAGGAGUCGAAGAAAGCCGACUACGAAGCCACACGUAUGCCUAUCAUUGCCGAUGAAGAUUUGGCCGAUGGAGAUAAACGCAGUGUAACCUGGCAGAUCUUGAAGAACAGAGGUCUUACCCCCCAUCGUAAGAAGGAGAACAGAAACUCUCGUGUCAAGCACCGCAACAAGUACGAGAAGAAGAUGAAGAACUUGAGCUCUUUCCGCGCCGUCGCCAAGACUCAAGAUGGUGCUUAUGGAGGAGAAAAGACUGGUAUUCGUACUGGACUUGCCCGCAGUGUCAAACUUGCUUAGUUGCCUAUAUUACCUUGGUCUUUGCUAUUUCCAUUACUCUCACCCUCAUUUUUUUUUUUUUUUCAAAGAAAAAAAACUUGUACAACAUUCAACAUCCCUUAAGUCAUUGUUUCGGCAUUCAUUUUUCCUUCAUUCCGCUUCAAAAUCUAGAUACACCCUUUCAAUCCAAACAAACUAGCAAAACGUGCAGUAAAAUAAAG
Messenger RNA from Umbelopsis ramanniana AG, 2031 nucleotides. RefSeq lists its product as uncharacterized. The record is from RefSeq and is a predicted model, not a curated record. Gene Ontology annotation, biological process: maturation of SSU-rRNA from tricistronic rRNA transcript (SSU-rRNA, 5.8S rRNA, LSU-rRNA). NCBI's taxonomy places the organism in Eukaryota, Fungi, Mucoromycota, Umbelopsidomycetes, Umbelopsidales, Umbelopsidaceae. Gene Ontology annotation, cellular component: nucleolus; small-subunit processome. Bases 26 to 1831 code for a protein of 601 amino acids. The transcript is spliced from 8 exons.